GAGGAGUCAUAUUUGUCAGGCGGCCCGGGGGCAGCCCCUGCGGAGUGAGGGCCCCUGGGUCCUUGGCUUCGGAGCGGGAUCGGACGGAGCGAGAGAGUGGCCAAGAUGAACCUGGAGCUGUUGGAAUCAUUUGGGCAGAACUAUCCAGAGGAAGCUGAUGGCACCCUGGAUUGUAUUAGUAUGGCUCUUACAUGCACUUUUAAUAGGUGGGGCACUCUCCUAGCAGUGGGUUGUAAUGAUGGUCGAAUUGUCAUUUGGGACUUCUUGACAAGGGGCAUAGCAAAAAUUAUAAGUGCCCAUAUCCAUCCAGUCUGCUCUUUAUGUUGGAGUCGAGAUGGCCACAAACUGGUGAGCGCAUCCACUGAUAAUAUGGUAUCUCAGUGGGAUGUUCUUACUGGUGAUUGCGACCAAAGGUUUCGUUUCCCAUCUCCUAUCCUGAAGGUCCAGUACCAUCCCCGAGAUCAAAACAGGGUCUUGGUGUGUCCCAUGAAGUCUGCCCCAGUCAUGCUAACUCUGUCUGAUUCAAAACAUGUCGUUCUACCAGUGGAUGAUGACUCUGAUCUGAAUGUGGUGGCUUCUUUUGACCGGCGAGGGGAGUAUAUCUAUACAGGGAAUGCAAAGGGGAAGAUCUUAGUCUUAAAGACAGACACCCAAGACCUUGUGGCUUCCUUUAGAGUAACAACAGGAACCAGCAAUACCACAGCUAUUAAAUCCAUAGAGUUUGCUCGGAAAGGGAGUUGCUUUCUUAUAAAUACUGCUGAUCGCAUAAUCAGAGUCUAUGAUGGUCGGGAAAUCUUGACUUGUGGAAGAGAUGGAGAACCAGAACCAAUGCAAAAGCUACAAGACUUAGUAAAUAGAACACCUUGGAAAAAAUGCUGUUUCUCUGGUGAUGGAGAAUACAUUGUUGCAGGGUCAGCACGUCAGCAUGCUUUGUACAUUUGGGAGAAGAGCAUUGGAAAUCUAGUGAAAAUCCUCCACGGCACUAGGGGGGAGCUGCUGUUAGAUGUAGCAUGGCAUCCUGUCCGACCCAUCAUCGCAUCAAUUUCUAGUGGUGUAGUGUCCAUUUGGGCUCAAAAUCAAGUGGAAAACUGGAGUGCCUUUGCACCUGAUUUUAAAGAACUAGAUGAAAAUGUAGAAUAUGAAGAGCGGGAAUCUGAAUUUGACAUAGAAGAUGAAGACAAGAGUGAGCCAGAGCAGACAGGUGCUGAUGCGGCAGAAGAUGAAGAAGUGGAUGUGACUAGCGUAGAUCCCAUUGCUGCUUUUUGUAGCAGCGACGAAGAAUUGGAAGACUCCAAAGCUUUAUUGUACUUGCCUAUUGCUCCUGAAGUGGAAGACCCAGAGGAAAACCCUUAUGGACCUCCUCCUGACGCAGUCCAGACUGCAAUUCCUGACGAGGGUAUUGGCUCUGAGAAGAAGAGGCAGUCUAUGUCUGAUGGACCUCAGCCCCCAAAGAAGAAACCCAAAACUACCAACAUAGAACUGCAGGGAGUUCCCAAUGAUGAGGUCCAUCCAUUGCUGGGUGUGAAGGGAGAUGGUAAAUCCAAGAAGAAGCAAGCAGGCAGACCGAAAGGAUCAAAAGGUAAAGAGAAAGAUUCUCCAUUUAAACCGAAACUCUACAAAGGGGACAGAGGUUCUUUACCUCUGGAAGGAGCAGCGAAGGGUAAAGUGCAGGCGGAGCUGGGACAGCCUUUGCCAGCAGGUGGCGGGAUCUCAGAGCUCUUAUGAGUAUAUCCUUCCCUUCCCUAUCUACCCUUAUUUCCUACAUUGAAACAAUAAUAUGGAGUAAGGACAAAAGAUUGAGUCAGAUAAUGGACUGACUUUAAGUUAAUACAGUCAGAACCAGAGACCCAGCUGCCUGUGGACACAUGGACCAUUUAUU
Messenger RNA from Pogona vitticeps (central bearded dragon), 1879 nucleotides. RefSeq names its product RB binding protein 5, histone lysine methyltransferase complex subunit (gene RBBP5). Lineage: Eukaryota; Metazoa; Chordata; Lepidosauria; Squamata; Agamidae. Gene Ontology annotation, cellular component: Set1C/COMPASS complex. Gene Ontology annotation, molecular function: protein binding. The record is from RefSeq and is a predicted model, not a curated record.